AUGAUGUCAGUGGUAAUAUGCAUAGAGAAACAGGGAACCGGUCUAGACCCGACUGAACCGUCCCAAGAACUUUUUGCACGCCGGACAGGUGUGAUUGACGUCGAGAAGUUGAUCCAAGAAGAAUGGAACACAGCAGAAACACCAGGGGAUGAUGAAGAGGAAGAGACCAAGGAAAGCGAGGAUGGCGAAGAUUAUCCAUGGAAGGAUACCGGCACAACGUUCAAUAUGUCAACUCUAGACGCAAUCGUGAAAAAUGCGGAAGAUAUCGCGAUACAAGAAGGCGAAGAAAUCAUAGAAGAAGUGAUAGAAGAGGAACAAGUCGAAUGGAUGGGCACAACAGAGGUUAUGGAGCAAGAACAAGGUGGAUAUUAUCAGUCGGAAGAGCUACUCGAGCAUCAAAUCGUCGAUUACGAUGACCCUGACGCUUAUCAAUCAUUUCUGCCCGUUCGAGACGGUGAAGCCUAUUUUUCACUGAAUUUGCCCGAUUUAUUGAGCAAAAAUCAUCAGAUAACACAGGAAAAUGGAGCAAUUGUUCGAUUAAUCUCGUGUUUUAAUAAGAAAUGUCAACGACAAGUGUCGUGUAACGGUUAUUUGUAUACCGUUAAAGAUUGGGUAUCCGACACAAACUGGACAAAUUGGCGCUGCAUACACGAUCACUGUUUCGGCGAGAUCCGUACGACUCCAGAUUUCAACGGGAUUCGUGAAGUACAAGAACACUCGAGUGCGUGUCCGAAUCUCGACGAACUUCAGAUCACGAUCCGAAUCGCUGUCUAUGAUGCACGUCUUCUGGCUGAAUUCACAGAUACUCCACUCGAGAAUCUUUAUAUAGCAGCGGUUGAGAGAAUGAAGACAGAGUGUCCUGAGGCUGUGCUCUUGUUUCCGACAUAUGAAGUGUUGAAAGCAACGUUGGAGGAUCAUAGACACAAUAAAAUAUAUCGAAAACGAUUCGAAAUGCAAAAGUUUAAGGAUAAGCAGAGAAAGAUGAAUAUGACACCUGAUGAGGUGUUGUAUGCGGAGAAUUCGACGGGAAUGAUGAAGUUUCGCAGGACUAAACCGUUUCCGAUGUCAAUGUGCAACUUCUGUCACGAACAACUCAUAAGUACGAAUCUGCCGUCACAGGAUCAACUAAUCGCUCAUUUAUUGUAUAAUCAUGGUCGAAAGCUGACAAUCGAGAGAUACGAAUUCAAGGAUGUCAAUUUAUUCGAUCACUACCUCCGUGAACUCAACAGCAACAGUAAGCAUAAGAUGAAACGAAUGGGAUUGGCUGAUGAGAAUAUGUAUUAUUUAUGUAUUCACGAUGAUCGAUUGGCAAAGACCGGAGUGGGAAGGGCCUCACGGCUACAACAACAGAUAUGUCAUUGUACUGCUUUUAUUCGGAUUUUUGAUUGGAGGAUCGUCUCAAAACGAGAAGGUGCCCGUAUAACCAUCGAUUACUGUCUCUACCAUGAACCCUCCCGACACGACGACCUCGACGACAUCCAUUUCGUUCGCCACCAUCGAAAUCCCUAUCCCACAUCGCUCAUCCCCUCGAAAGAGUUCAUUGAUAUCUAUAAUCCAGAAAUGUUUAUACACGAUCUUGAGGAACGUCGAAUGAGAUCUCAGAAGUUGUUGGGCGACGUUGUUACCGUCGUCGCCACUUCAGAAAGAGGACAGAAACGUCCGAUUGAGAUGAAGACGUACAUGCCACCGGGUAGAGUGAAGGCAUCGUUUGGCACCCGAGCACUGGCUCCGCCCCUUGCUGCACAGUUGGCUGCUGGAAGUACUCAGCCAUUUGUAGAUGGAUAUACUGAUAUGGACUCAUCGCCCAAUAGGAAUCGAUCAAAAUAUCGACAACCGAUUCGGAAUUAUCAGAAAGUUGAGGAACCGUCCGGCUCGGAGCCUUCACAACCUCCGAUACCUGGACCGUCUACGAGUGGUGGUAGUAAUAGAGAAAGAAAUGUGGACGAUCCGUCGAUCCCGCCUCCACGGAUCUAUAUCAGUCAGAAACCGUAUACACGACUGACGGAACGACAGAAUUUCAGGGACAUCUAUACAUUCAACGCGGUGUGCAAAGUGGAAGACGCAUGUCUCACCCUCCUGAAUCGCCUCCAAUCUUGCCAACACGCUCGAAUCGGUCUUGCCUACCGAGAGAAGAUCGCAACACUCGUACGAAAUGCGAGCACUGAUCCAGGAUUGACUGACGGCACGACUCCAGAAGAGAUCAAUCGAUCGUGGGUACUUCAGAGACCGGUAAGAGGACGGCCGAGGAAAAGAGCGAGAAUUGAUGAAGGAGAUGAGGAUAGAGAGAGAGUUGAAAGAGAUAUCGAUGAGGAUGAUAUGGAUUCUGAUGGGGACGAUGAUAGAAGGCACGUGGGAGAAUACGAGGAAGAGAAUAUUGAGGAGAAUCUGAAGGAACUUGAGGAUGAGUCAGAAAUGAAGGAGAAGAAACAGAAGGAAACUGCUGAUGAGCACGAGGAGGAGGAGGAGCUGAAAGUACCCACCCCACUCUCUUCUCCAAAACCAUCCACAUCCACCCCGUCCGCCUCGUCAACUCCAUCCAAAUCAUCCGCUGCCCUUCCACUUCCAUUUGAAAUGCCACGUCUGACACGUGAAGAAACGAAUGAAUCCACGACGUCAUCAUCCACGUCAUCAUCCGCAGUCCCCACUUCGGAUAUAACGACGAGAAGUGGAAGAGCACGCAAACUGCCGGCACGGCUUCUCGAGGAUUAA
This is a messenger RNA of Caenorhabditis remanei, 2709 nucleotides long. RefSeq lists its product as uncharacterized. Bases 1 to 2709 code for a protein of 902 amino acids. NCBI's taxonomy places the organism in Eukaryota, Metazoa, Nematoda, Chromadorea, Rhabditida, Rhabditidae. The transcript is spliced from 9 exons. The record is from RefSeq and is a predicted model, not a curated record.